CUAUUGACGAGUUUUAUUCUAUUUAUUUUUUAUUGUGUUGACAUUAAGUGUAUUAUCAGGAGCAUCUGGGGAGCAAAUUGACCUUUGCCCUACACCACUUCACCCCUGACCCCUACGCGUAAGAAGAAAGGGGAAAGCUGCCCGACCGGUUUAGUGACGAGGAAUCUAUCAUAGGAAGCAGAGAUGGCGGAGUUCACAUGUGUGCCUCCUGCUAAAGAGCUUAACGUGGAACAAGCUGUGAACAUCAAAGAGGAGCCGACAGGAGACACUGGAUGGCAGCAGGAUGAACAGGAAACGUACAACGAGGACCAGGAAACCUACGACUACUUUGGCUUAAGCGAACCAACUGGACAUCAUUGGAACGAGACUUACAACAGUUGUGAGCAGUCAGCAGACACGAGAUGGCAGCAGGAAACGUGUGACGUGAACUUUCCCCAACCUGACAACACAUCAACCUCACAGGUACAGGAGAGCAGAGACAAUAAGGGAAGGCAUCUGGUUAAAAACACCGAUGAGAAACCCUACAUGUGUGUGGAGUGCGGGUACAGUACAGCCAAUAAGGCUCACCUAUCCCGACAUAGGAGAACUCAUACAGGGGAAAAACCCUACAAGUGCGACCAGUGUGACUAUUCUGCUGCAGAUAAAACUACGUUUGACAGACAUCUAGCAAAGCACAGUGGCGAGAAACGCUACAUAUGUGAGGAGUGCGGGUACAAAACAGCUCGAAAGUCUCACUUAUCCCAACAUGUGAGAACCCAUACAGGAGAAAGACCCUACAAGUGUGACCAGUGUAACUUUUCAGCGUCAAAGAAGUGUAAUUUAAAUGAACAUCUAUCAAAAAAGCAUUCUGGCAAGAAACCCUACCUGUGUAGGGAGUGCGGAUACAAGACAGCUUAUAAGUCGGCCCUAUCCCAACACAUGCGAAAACAUACCGGAGAAAAACCCUACAAGUGUGAUCAGUGUGACUAUGCUGCUGCACAGAAGUCCAACUUAGACCAACAUCUUGUAAAACACUUCGGUGAGAAGAAACCCAACAUGUGUAGAGUACAGAAGGACUUGUCACAACACAUCACAACCCAUAUAGAGCAAGGUGAGACGUGAAAACCAUAUGGAAGAAGAACCCCUCCAGGAUCUCGGAGUGACCAUGCUAACUGUAGUUACUCUCAAGCAGAGGUUAGGCUCCGGCUGUUUUUAAUUUUUUUUCAGUCGAUUUUAUCGG
This is a messenger RNA of Branchiostoma floridae (Florida lancelet), 1219 nucleotides long. Its product is annotated as gastrula zinc finger protein XlCGF7.1-like. Gene Ontology annotation, biological process: regulation of transcription by RNA polymerase II. Gene Ontology annotation, cellular component: nucleus. Gene Ontology annotation, molecular function: RNA polymerase II transcription regulatory region sequence-specific DNA binding; DNA-binding transcription factor activity, RNA polymerase II-specific. Lineage: Eukaryota; Metazoa; Chordata; Leptocardii; Amphioxiformes; Branchiostomatidae. The transcript is spliced from 2 exons. The coding region runs from base 184 to 1101 and encodes 305 amino acids. The record is from RefSeq and is a predicted model, not a curated record.